UCAUUAUAAACCAAUGCACAAAACAGCUGCAGCGAAAGUCUGCAGCACCCUGCAUUCUCGGCCCACGUUUUGUAGAUUUUGCUGGUUUUUGUUUUUCUGGCAAACCAAUCAAGUGUACUUAUAUAUACAAGCACUAAUUCUUCCUCAUGGGCUCUAUAGAAAGCCCACGACCAGAGGUUGUCACCGUUGAUAUUCAUGAAGCUAAGGAAUUGAUCAAGUCUGGCUAUGGCUAUUUGGAUGUUAGGACGGUGGAGGAGUUCAAGGAGGGUCAUGUGGAUGCACCAAAGAUUUUCAAUAUUCCUUACCUGUUUAAUACACCAGGAGGAAUGGUAAAAAACCCUGAAUUUUUGGAAAAGGUUUCAUCUACUUGCAAGAAAGAGGAGCGUCUGAUCGUGGGUUGUCGAAGUGGGGUCAGAUCGUUAUCUGCAGCUGCUGAUAUGCUGAAAGAUGGAUUCAAAGAUGUACGCAACAUGGGAGGAGGUUAUCUGGCUUGGCUUGAAAAUAGGUUUUCUAUUAAGAAGCCAGAAGACGAGCUCCAACAAGUUAUAAAGCUCAAAGAAGUUAUAGACAAACCUUAAUUUGUAUUUUCCAAUGUAUAUGUACUACUUUCUAUUCUUCUCAAUGUUAAUGCCUCAUUUCCUAUAUAUGGAGGAAAAUGUGGAAAAUUAAAAUCAACAAAAUAAAUAAUAAUAAAAACUAUCAUGGUGGUUUUCUAUGAAA
This is a messenger RNA of Ziziphus jujuba (common jujube), 720 nucleotides long. Its product is annotated as thiosulfate sulfurtransferase 18. Gene Ontology annotation, molecular function: catalytic activity. NCBI's taxonomy places the organism in Eukaryota, Viridiplantae, Streptophyta, Magnoliopsida, Rosales, Rhamnaceae. The transcript has 6 exons. Bases 147 to 578 code for a protein of 143 amino acids. The record is from RefSeq and is a predicted model, not a curated record.